GCGGGCUUGCCGGCGCAUGUCUUCUCUCCGGGCGGACACAGCGGGAGGUCGCGGCGAUGGCUCCGAGCGCGGAAGGCGGAGAGGGAAGCCUCGGCCGGGGGGUGCGCAAGGGCAUCCGGGCUGUGCUGCUGGGACCGCCUGGGGCUGGAAAGGGAACCCAGGCUCCCCGGCUUGCUGAAGCAUACUGCGUGUGUCACUUGGCAACGGGAGACAUGCUAAGGGCGAUGGUAGCCUCUGGUUCUGAGCUGGGGAAGAGGUUGAAGGAGACAAUGGAUUCUGGCAAGCUGGUGAGUGACGAGAUGGUGGUGGAGCUGAUUGAACAAAACCUGGGUACCCCGCCCUGCAGCAACGGCUUCCUUUUGGAUGGGUUUCCCCGCACAGUGCGGCAAGCAGAGAUGCUUGAUGAGCUCAUGGAGAAGAGGAAAGAGAAGCUCGAUUCAGUCAUUGAGUUCAGCAUUGCUGACUCCUUACUCAUCCGGAGGAUAACAGGACGGUUGAUCCAUCCGGCAAGUGGCCGCUCGUACCACGAGGAAUUCAACCCUCCAAAAGUUCACAUGAAAGAUGAUGUGACCGGAGAGUCCCUGAUCCGCCGCUCGGAUGACAAUGAAGCAGCUUUGAAAACUCGGCUGAAGUCCUACCACACCCAGACGGCCCCACUGGUUGAGUACUACACCCGACGUGGGAUCCACACAGCAGUGGAUGCUUCCCAGUCCCCUGACGUGGUGUUUGCUAGCAUCCUGGCAGCUUUCUCGAAAGCAACAUCUGAAUGAAUCCGGGCGGUGGACAGGACGGGACACCAUCAAGCACUGCAUGUUCCAUCACCCCUUUGCCCUUGGGGGGGGAAAGGGGUGGGGACAGUAUGGUUUUCAAAAGGGGGGAGUGUACAGAGUUGGGAAAGCAAAGAACUGGGGUGAGGGCGGUUCUUGCUAGAAUCAUGUUCAAGAGGAAUGUCUGUCUUAAAGAAACCAGUGUUUUUGAGGAAAGUAAGCACAUGUUAAAACUGGUUUGGGAUGGCUGGCCUUCAUCGCUUUGAAACGUGAGUGAUAUCUGUAGCUUGGCUUCUAAAACAGAGGCUUUUUAAACCAUUUCAAGCACCCCUUGAUCAUUCCAAUGCUUACAAAAGCUUGCUUCAGGUGCCCUGGAACCAUUCCAUUUCUUCUUGUGCUGCAAGAAAUGAAAGCCAGUUGGUGUAGCAGUUAAAAGUGCGGGACUCUAAUCUGGAGAACCGGGUUUGAUUCCCCACUCCUCCACUUGAAGUCAGCUAGGUGACCUUGGGCUGGUCACGGCUCUCUGGAGCUCUCUCAGCCCCACCCACCUCACAAGGUGUUUUGUUGUGGGGAUAAUAAUGACAUACUUUGUAAACUGCUCUGAGUGGGCAUUAAGUUGUCCUGAAGGGUGGUAUAUAAAUCAAAUAUUAUUAUUAUUAAAUAAAUGUUCCAGCAAGUCCAGAGUACCCGGCCACAGAAGAGGCUGUUUGCUGCAACUUUGUAUGAUUUUGCCGCUGUGACCUUGCUUCCUUCCAGUUACCCUCUGUUGGAGAUGGGUAAUCCUGUUGCAUCUCUGCAUGGGUGUGAUUUGCACUUGUGGUGCUGAGAUGCAGUAGAAAUUGCCUGAGCCAUGCCCAGAGCACUGACUGGUGCAGGAAGAAGGGGUGGGCACCUCUGAGGGGGCGUGAAUUUUUGCAUGCCACUAGUUUUAAUGGAGGGGGUGCUGCUUCUGUCGGAAGAUAGGGAAAAACUGAUCUGUCUCUGGCAGCUCCCCUGACUUUCCUUUUAGCAGGAAUUCAGCGACUAGCAUCUGAAUUCAGUGACUGGCAUCUGAUACCGUUUCCUUUUGGCUUUCAUGCUGCCUGCCUUCAAACUCAAAGUAGGAUCGCCUCCAGCACUGAAGGGCAAAGCUUAAGAGUCCUUCCCCUUGGUGACUGGCUGUACUCUACAACUGUUCCCUCCCUCAUUCUUUAGAGACCAUGUGCUGCCUUAAUAAAAUGGAUGCAAAUUUGUA
Eublepharis macularius is the source of this 2001-nucleotide messenger RNA. RefSeq names its product adenylate kinase 2 (gene AK2). The record is from RefSeq and is a predicted model, not a curated record. Lineage: Eukaryota; Metazoa; Chordata; Lepidosauria; Squamata; Eublepharidae. Gene Ontology annotation, molecular function: ATP binding; AMP kinase activity. The coding region runs from base 57 to 770 and encodes 237 amino acids. Gene Ontology annotation, cellular component: cytoplasm; mitochondrion. Gene Ontology annotation, biological process: ADP biosynthetic process. The transcript is spliced from 7 exons.